This is a messenger RNA of Thermothielavioides terrestris NRRL 8126, 2326 nucleotides long. RefSeq lists its product as uncharacterized. The record is from RefSeq and is a predicted model, not a curated record. Gene Ontology annotation, molecular function: pyridoxal phosphate binding; transferase activity, transferring alkyl or aryl (other than methyl) groups. Bases 1 to 2112 code for a protein of 703 amino acids. NCBI's taxonomy places the organism in Eukaryota, Fungi, Ascomycota, Sordariomycetes, Sordariales, Chaetomiaceae. The transcript is spliced from 9 exons. Gene Ontology annotation, biological process: transsulfuration.
AUGUCUGAUCUCCCUCUGAAAUUUGAGACGCUCCAGCUCCAUGCGGGCCAGGAGCCGGACCCGACUACGAAAGCGCGGGCCGUGCCCAUCUACGCUACCACGAGCUACGUCUUCAAUGACUCGGCCCAUGGCGCCCGCCUCUUCGGCCUCAAGGAGUUUGGCAACAUUUACUCCAGGAUAAUGAACCCCACUGUUGAUGUGUUCGAGAAGAGAAUCGCCGCUCUGGAGGGAGGCGUCGCUGCAGUGGCCGCGUCCUCCGGUCAGGCUGCCCAGUUCAUGACAAUCGGUGCGCUAGCGCACGCGGGCGACAACAUCGUCUCGACGUCGAACUUGUACGGCGGCACUUACAACCAAUUCAAGGUCCUCUUCUCCCGCUUCGGCAUCACCACCAAGUUCGUCAACGGCGACAAGGCCGAGGACUUUGCCGCGGCUAUCGACGACAAGACCAAGGCAGUCUACGUCGAGAGCAUCGGCAACCCGCGGUACAACGUGCCCGACUUCGAGGCCAUUGUCAAGGUUGCCCACGAGAAGGGCGUGCCGGUCGUGGUUGACAACACUUUUGGCGCUGGCGGAUACUAUGUGCGGCCGAUCGAGCACGGCGCCGACAUCGUCGUGCACUCGGCGACCAAGUGGAUCGGCGGCCACGGCACCACGAUCGGCGGUGUCAUCGUCGACAGCGGCAAGUUCGACUGGGGCAAGCACGCCAAGCGGUUCCCCCAGAUGGUCGAGCCGUCUGAGGGCUACCACGGCCUCAAGUUCUGGGAGACCUUCGGCCCCAUCACCUUCGCCAUCCGCGUGCGGGUUGAGCUCCUCCGCGACCUCGGCGCCUGCCUGAACCCGUUCGCGGCGCAGCAGCUCCUGCUGGGCAUCGAGACGCUGUCGCUGCGCGCCGAGCGGCACGCGCAGAACGCACUGGCGCUGGCGCAGUACCUCGAGAAGAGCGAGUACGUGUCGUGGGUGUCGUACCCCGGCCUCCCGAGCCACCCGUCGCACGAGACGGCCAAGAAGUACCUCAAGCGCGGCUUCGGCGGCAUCUUGAGCUUCGGCGUGAAGGGCGGCGGCGCUGCCGGCAGCCGCAUCGUCGACGGCUUCAAGCUGAUCUCCAACCUGGCCAACGUCGGCGACUCCAAAACGCUGGCGAUUCACCCGUGGACAACAACCCACGAGCAGCUCACCGACGAGGAGAAGAUCAGCUCGGGCGUCACCGAGGAUCUCAUCCGCAUCUCGGUCGGGACGGAGCACAUCGACGACAUCAUUGCCGACUUUGAGCAGUCAACAACGGUCGACACAAUGCGCCUCCGAUCCACCCUCCUAACCAGCGCUCUAGCCUUCCUUUCCCUCGCCGGCAGCACCGCCGCCGCGGCCGACGCCCACCACCACCAGCAAACGCAAACGACGACGCUCACGCUCCGCGUCCCGCCGGCCCCGCCCGCGCUGCCGAACCCGCACCUCCUCCCCGCCAGCACGCGCGCCACGCUGACCACGCUCGGCCGCGCCCUCGCCGCCCCGCUGUCCGCCGCCAACACGUUCGUCUUCCCCAACGUCUCGGCCGGGUCCUACCUCGCCGACGUGCACUGCGCGACGCACGCCUUCGCGCCGCUGAGGGUCGAUGUCGCGAGGGUCGCUGCCGGGCCCGGAGGAGCGGGAGGCGACGAGGAGGAGGGAGGGGCCGGGAAGGAGGGGUGGAGUGUCAGGGUGUGGGAGACGUUCCGCGGGAAUGAUUGGGGGAAUAAGGGCGAGGAGGUGCCCGUGUUGCGGGGAGGGGUGGUGGAUGUGCGGGUGCAGGGGGGGAAGGGGUAUUUUAUGGAGAGGAGUUCUUUCUCGGUGCUGAGCAUCUUCAAGAACCCGAUCAUCCUGCUCAGCCUGGUGAGCAUGGCGCUGUUCUUCGGCAUGCCGAAGCUGGUCGAGAAUAUGGACCCCGAGAUGCGCGCCGAGUGGGAGGCGCGGCAGAAAGAGAACCCCAUGAACGCGCUCAUGGGCGCGGCGUCGGGCCAGAACGCGAACCCGAUGGGCAACUUUGAUAUGGCCGCCUACUUGGCCGGCUCGUCGUCGAACAAGGCCGACGAGGGCAACGGCGGCAAGGGGAAGGCCGAGAGCAAGAAGAAGAGGUAGUUGGGUGGCUGGUCAGCAGAGGUGAAAUGGUUUAGUGUACGCAUUCGGGAUAUGAAAAAUCACAUAGAGGUGGCUAUUUGGGAAUUGCCCACCCGUUUGUGAAUCACCCUGUCCAUCAGCCAGGUAGUUGAGCGCGCUUUGAGGUAGACUUCGAGGACCGACCAUCAACACUGCCGCCUACGCAACGUGAAGCGGUGCGACCUGCAACUUACGC